Molecule: messenger RNA, 3804 nt
Organism: Sebastes umbrosus (honeycomb rockfish)
Lineage: Eukaryota; Metazoa; Chordata; Actinopteri; Perciformes; Sebastidae
Gene: stard7
Product: StAR-related lipid transfer (START) domain containing 7
Exons: 8
Coding region: 466-1680 (404 amino acids)
Molecular function (GO): lipid binding
Source: RefSeq, a predicted model, not a curated record
UGUGUGGAGAGCUGGGAGACUGUAAGGAAAGGGAGGUCAAACGCACCUAAAGAGUUUGUAAAAACGUGAAGCUGUAUGCAGGAGAGAUAAACAGAUAUAUAGACGUGUUGGAGUUACAAUAGACGAUUAAAUCCGCAGUGCUGUUUUUAAGAGUUUGGACUCAGAAGUAAGUGUGUAGAGAGUGGUUUAUCCGUGUCGCACUAGAUGACAGGUGACAGAUAACGUUAGCUAAUGCUAAUGCUACCAGCGUGCUCGUAGCCACUAUAGACAGCUCUAUAACCUUACAACCAGAGUAACAUUAUGACUUUUGCUAGCCAAAAGUCUGUGUAAUCAUCUGUAUAAAGGUAAUGCAUGGUGCUUCUCUGCAGACCAUUAGCUGCGUUAGGUCGUUAGCUGCACUUUGCUGGUGUUUGUUAUUAUUAUCUUAGUCUUUGGAGAACUUGUGUUUUCACGGUCACCACCGUCAUGUUGCACUCUGUGCCGCGUCGACCCAUCUGCGAGAUCGGUGUAAACACCAUGAGGCUUCAGAGCAGCAGGUCAGCCUUCAAGCGGACUGUGGAGGUGGAGGGCGAGCUGGAGAGGAGGGUCCCGUGGCUGGGCAGAGGCAUGGGCCUGCUGCUGUCCUGGCUCCAGAGGGCAGGUGUUGGUGCCACUGAGGCCAAAAUGGGAUCAGGCCAGAAGAGGAAGGGCCUGCUCUCCAUAUUUGCGGACCACUGCGGCUUUGUGACCGGACAGAGGCUCCGGCGUGCCUGCCAGAUCGGCGAGCUUUACUCCAACCUGUACUCCGAGAGGACCAGGUGGACCCUGGUGGGCAACAUAUGGCGCAGGUUUCAGAGCAAGCACUCACCCAAUGGGAAACUCCUCGCUGCCCUGGCUGGGAUCUUCAUGUGGGAGAGUGAGAAGAUUCAAGAUGAGGACAUUCACAGGUGUGGACUUGAGCUACAGGCGAUGGAAGCCAUAAAAUGUCAAAACAACACACCCUCGGGCACAGCAGCCGGACAACUUGAACCUGACUGGGAAGUCGUGAUGGAGAAAAAAAGCUUCAAAGUGUGGAAGCGGCCCAUACCCAACAGUCACCUCUAUGAAUACAGAGUUUUGGGCUCCUACAACGAUGUCACCCCAAGGCAGUUCUUCAAUGUACAGUUGGAUACAGAGUACAGAAAGAAGUGGGACGCACUGGUUAUCAAGCUUGAAGUGGUGGACAGAGACGUCUCUACAGGCUCUGAAGUUGUGCACUGGGCCACACACUUUCCUUAUCCCAUGUACUCGAGGGACUAUGUGUAUGUGCGCCGCUAUGAUGUUGACGUAGAAAACAACCUGAUGGUCCUGGUAUCCAGAGCCGUGCAGCAUCCCAGAGUACCAGAGUCUCAGGAUUUUGUGAGAGUCCAUGCAUACCAGUCAAAGAUGGUCAUCCGCCCUCACAAGUCCUUUGAUGAGAAUGGAUUUGAUUACCUGCUGACCUACAGUGACGAUCCUCAGACUGUCUUUCCCCGUUACUGUGUGAGCUGGAUGGUGUCAAGUGGUAUGCCAGAUUUUCUGGAGAAGCUGCAUAUUGCUGCCUUGAGGGCCAAGAACUUGGAAGUGGGGAUCUACGACUACGCCGGCGUUAUUAAAUCCAGCGACAACAACCGCCAGCCGAGCCAGGAGCGCCACAGUAAACCUGGACAGAUCUACGCUUGAGAUGGACAUUUUAUAGACCAGGGGUUAUGUUUGGGUGUUUUUCAUGUGCACUUGAACCUCAAUUAAACCAUCCAGCCCCAACUUUUUGGGUAGGUUGCAUGAACUGCAAAUGGAAGUUGCAACUGACAUUUAAGACAAAUAUACAGUAUGUCCAUCCGUAGACAUGGUUAUAUUGGUUGGUAGAUGAGAUAUAACAAGAACUAUGGACUAUUAAUGACAGCAUUACUGUCCUUUGGAGGAAAUGUUGCCAUAGAAAUAUUCAUCCAGACUGCUGGCAUUGGCACUAUUUUUGCGUAGCCAGGCAAUGUGACGUGGCAUUUCUUUUUGCCUCGUUUGGCAAUGAAAUAUGUCUCAGAACUGUUGGUAAGAUCGAGCCAAAAUUCGUAAUUGUAGAGAUGCUUUUGCCAAAACACUGUUUCUCCCUUUUUUAACGUUCUAUGUCUUGUCUUCCAUUGUUCAACAAGGCUCAACUUUAAAGGCUGUUCUGACCGCAUGCAGCCACAUUACUGUAUUAGUAUCUGUGGUGUGAUUUCAGCGAGAUGUUGAGGUAAAGGUUGUGCAGUACUGGAUAUAGAACGGUAACUGACUGGCUUCUGAUGAACAUUAUCACUGAAACAAAACUACGGCCAAGAUUUCUACGCUGACUGAUGAAGAAUUGAGGCCUCUGUGUGGAAUACUUUGUACUACGUUUCUUCCUGUUUGGUUUGCAGCAUUAGUGAUUUUGAUAUUCACAUGACAGGAUGGGAUGAAUUAAGAAAAAAUAUUAUGAUGCCAUUAUUGGAAAAUUUGUCCACAGAAUUGAACAUGUAAACUCUCGGGCUUCUUUGUGUUUUGGGGAUGGCAUUGUUUUGCUGUCAGCACCGCGUCUGUUCUAAACUGCCAGCGUUGACAAAACAGCCUUCUGAAGAUAAACCAGUCCUUCUGCAUUCGGGGCAUAGUGUCUUAUAACAACCACAUAAAUCCUCAAAUAUAAUGGUACUGAUGCAAUGAAGUGUAGAUUCCCUAGCAAGGCAGCCCUACAGAGAUGCAUUUUAAUAAACCAAAUACCCCUUUUUAGAGAAACUUGGAGCACUUGUGCCACAUCACAAUCCGUUUGCAUUUCAUUUGUGGUCAAAAUAUUACGUUUUCUCAGCUCAGAAACUCUAUUUGUUAUCUGGGUGUCCACAACAGACAUCACUGAAGUUUGUACUGUUAGUCAUGGGUGUUUUUUUGUGUUAUUGUAGAUCUUGUACAUUCAUAAAACCUGAAUACUGGAAAUCCCUGCUAACAACACCCUCUGUAACAUUUGUCCUGCAUUGUGAAUCUUCAGUUUUUGUUGUUAUUAAUGUGGGUCCUACUGAAACUAUAUAUAUAUUCAUCCUUCCAAAUCACCCAUGUUGCUUUUGUAAUUAAUUUUGCAGGGGGUGUUAUGAAUGUACAAAGAGCCUCACGUUGUUUGGAAUAAAACAUCGCUUAAUAAAAUACACUGUUUACAGCCUGACAAUCCGGCACAAAUAUCUUGAAAUUCAUUCGUGUUUAAACACAUUUCAUCUUGUACUAAAGUUAUGUGUUGUUGGUACAUCCGAGUGAAUAAAGCUGCAGUGACUCAAGAUAAAGCGCUGCCACGGGAUCCACUUUUGUGAAGGUCCCACAUGUAUGAGUAUGGAAUAUUAAUGUCCCCACUGUUUCAAAAUAUGUAUCUGUAGUGAAGUAUUUCCAGCUAUCUGAUUUAAAAAAAAAAAAAUGGCAGUGGAAGUUGUGAGAUACAGAUAUGCUGAAAGUGUGAGGAGGGAAAUGCUUGUUUUUUAUAUUUAUCUCUUGUGUGGUAAAACAAAGCUGAGAGACUUUAAAGCGAUCAUAAUAUCCCAAUUAAACAUGCAACGUUUGCUAAUGUUCAGCUUGCGAAUGUACUGUAACUGUUAAUGCUCUGUCAUUUGUAGACACCUGCGUGCCACCUGCAGUAGUCUAAAAGUGUUGUCUCAUACUGUUUUGUUUGUUUUACAUUUGUUGUGAUUAGCUAUACACAUGAUAAUUACUUUAGCAACAUAAAAAUGAUUGUGUGGAUAUGAGCUGGUGCACUGUGAUUACAAGACUGAUUGAAAUGGAUGAGCAACUAAUCGGAUCAAAUAAACAUCUUCAUGUGCA